AUGGAUCAGCCGCGCAUGUCGUCGACUUCGCUGCUUGUUGCAUCACCAGUCAUGUGUACGGCGACCCGUGUUAUUAGCAGCAGUACAGCUGAUCGCGAGGAGGUCACACUAGCCUCCGUGGCCUCUGGAACGUCUGCGCCCGGUGCGACGAGGUCGUCGACAUCACUUCCAACGUGCUUCGUUUCUGAGGCGCGAGGCUCAAGCCCUACGCCGUCGACUCAGCUCUUGGCGGGCACGAGCAGCCUCUCGCGUGAUUCGGCCUGGGCAACACCUGCGCCGAAUUCAAACCACAGUAACCGUGACAGCAGUAGUAGUAGUCGUGGGUGCAGGCCCCUAUCGCCUCCACUAGUGCAGAUGACGCCCGCUUCUACCACAGCUACCACUACCGCCACCCUGCAGGUUACCCAUUCGCAGCAGGUUUGGCGCGCCGGCUGUGAAAUGGCGGCAAUCACGUCCUACACUGGUGAUGGCGUCAGCAGCGUUGCGGGUCCCUGCCACGAGGCGGAGGCGUGUAGAGGCUGUAGUACGAUAUAUCGAUGCAGCGAGCCGUCCGCAUCCUCCUCGUCCUCAUUUAUCUCUGCCGCGGCCACCACCAAGGCUCGUGCACUUAGGUCGGAGCGGCGCCCUUCUUGUGUUGUUCGAGCCGAGUUAAUGGACUCAGCCAGCCCAGGUGAUGUACGGAGCAGGUGCUGUGUGAACGCGGCAGCAGUGCCGUUAACGGUGCGGGGAUUAGCAUCGAACAGUAUUGACGUGCCGGCCGAUAUAACAGGAGCACCGCUAUCAGACGAGCUAGUGUCAGUGGGAGUGCCGGUUCGCGAGCGCAGUGACCUUCAUGCGGUAUCACGGGUUGCUGAGGUGGACUCCAUCGCGGUGACAAGAACUGCCACGAGCCCUACGUCUUCUUCACCUCUCACUCUAAGCGCACCCUUUCAGCUCCGUGACACCGGCACCUCCGAUGUGCCGUGUUGGCAAAUGAGCCCUGGGGAGGACGGCAGUUGCCCUGAAGGAGCCGAAUACAUCAACCUGCUCGAACUCCUCACUCGUGCGUCAUCGACGCAUGAGGGUCUCGACGCUGUAUCCACCGACGAAGUCGUACCGCCUUUGCCUGGCAUGGACACCGUGGCGCACGUGGAGGAGCCAGCAGCGUGCUCGCCGUCACCUGAUGUGCCGCUCGACAACGCGCUGUCAGCCGUCCAUAUUCCCAAAGUUGGAAGCGUUUCGAGGAGCGACACAGUCGAACGUGCUGCCGUCAACAACCUCGAAUUUGGUGAGCACAAACAAGCGCCUGUAUUCCGCUCACUCUCGCUGCCACACGGGGUCAUCGACGACGAUGCGGCGCCACACACUGGACACGCCAAGGAGUGGCAGUCGGCGGUAGCAAGUAGCAGGAGCCAACACAACAUCGCAGCAGCGCUGGCGUCGUCUGGAAGGACGGUGCAGGAGACAGGCAGUAACAGCAGUGAUGGGCCAUCAGUAAUGCUGCUGCACAGUCUCGUCGCACCGCGACUGUCACCUUGGGGCACGCAGCUCGAAAGCCGCGGCGACGUGGGCAACGAUGUCUCCGCUGAGUCGGCGCGGCCCACACCAUUGCUUUCUCUGAGUGAGGCUCACCAUAACGGCAGUGGCAUGUUCGCCGGCAGACAGCUGCGCGCCGGGCCGUCUGGUACGGCGGCGACCACGUUUACCGACGUAGCGGCGCCAGCCUCCACCGCCGCAGUAGUACCGGCAACCGCGCGCAGUCAGUCGACCACCAGUAGCACACCCCUACUCGACUCGUUCCGCAUCGUCCUCUCCCCAUGCCCCAGCAGUAUCGCGCCGUCCUUCUCGCUCGUGCCGUGCCCUUCAACGUCGCGGGUGUCGUCGCCGGUAUCGAUCUCAGCAAGAGUUGUGCAGCAGCGAUGGCGUGGUCAGGUCCGGGCUGGGGAUGGGUGUGGCACCUCUCCCCUCCCUGUCGCCGCCCAUUCACUCGAGCUCGCUGGCGGGCGGGCUUUGGGAUCUUGGCUCCCGCCACCCCUUGCCCAUGCGGCGGAGACCUCGCGUAGCGGCAGAGUAGCCGGCGACGGGGCCUGGGGCGCGGUGCGUGUGACACCUCUGCAAGACUGGGAGCGUUCACCAUGGCGGUGGUCAGGUGAUGGAAAUGGGGCAGAUGAGGUUACCGAGCCGAUGCCUCUCCACCCCACCUGCUGGGGCACCACAGCUAACCUGUCGGAGGACGUCUCUGGACUGAGGCGAGGGUGCAUCAGUCCAUCGACUCACGAUGCGCCAGCGUACAGCGGUCCCCGCAGCAGUUGCAACCACGCGGCCACGCUGUCGCUUCGCAGUGGCCUUCCCCAGCCAAGGCUCGCCUCUCUCGACGCAACGCUACCGCCUGAACCUCGCCCGCAGCAGCUCCCCGACUGUGCCUGUAACUCUCUUGCUUUGGCAAACGCCGCCACAGAGGGCCUGUCGCGGGUUUCACCGGCAGCACACGCGUUGUCGUCGCCAUCGCUGCCGCGGCAGGCCGAACCACUUCCGUUGCUGCGUCCAGACCACGGCCAGCGUGACGGCUCCUGCAGUAACGGCGCAGCGCCAUGGACGCGAGACCUGCUUAGUCCCCCCGCGCCGCACAUCACCGCAUUCGCGCCCCCGACAGCGCUGCAGCACAGUGGUGACAGUGUCGGCCCUGGCACUCCAGCUGCUUCGGCUAUUGCCGGAAGGUGUGGGGACACGUGCAACUUACCUUUGCUGACAACCGCAGCCACGACAAGCGUACUCGGUACUUCUGCCUCAGCAUCGCCCUUGACCACGCGCUGGUCAGAAUUCUACACACGCGCUGAACAUGUGGGAUGCACGCAUCUUGGCCAGGUUGAGAGUGGAGAUGUCUACAGAGCCACAUCGUGGUCCCCCACACCUGUGAUGACUGCAUACCGCUACGACAGCAGUUUCCGCCUCUCUCCUACGGAUGCGUCAUCGUACUCGAGUAGCGCCUGGCGGUUGCCUGCGCAGCCUGCUCACUUCGCGACGACCGCCUCAUCCCUGUUGCAGAUCGGCUCCUUCACAGACAUAGCCUAUAGGUGCGUUGCGGACGAGGCGACGUUGACAACAGACGCGUCGCUCGCAGGAGCCGACGGAGAGGACUUUGUGUCAACUUGUUCGACGCCACCGCCGCGGGCGUCGCUUUCGCUCCUCUCGCAGCGCGUGCCGGGGUGCACUUCGUCAAGCAGGAAAGAGGAUGUGUGCCUGUGGCACGCAACGGCGACCAGUGCACGAAUGCUGACACGGACAUCUUCUAGUCGGCCCCGUGGCAGCCCGUUGGCCGGUGCAAUGAAGGCAUCGACCGAGUCAUUGUGGUCCCCGUCACUCUGCACGUCCCCCACAGCAGUGACAGCCGUCGGCGACUUGGGGAGCAAAGGAGGAGUUGGGCAUACGUGCAGCCGAGGCAGAGGACCCUGCUGCUCUGACGCGGUGUACGCGGCUUCUGCGGACAGCGACGGCCUCGUGCACUUCGGGGUGGAGUCGGAGCUCUGUGGGCUGCAGCGCGAUGUGAAUGCGAAAUUGCCCUUCUCAGGCAGCUUGAGCAGCGCCCUCCUCACGUCCACCGGGGUUGCUCUUGAAGUGCAUCAGCAAGCUCCCCCUACCAUGCUUUGCGUUGACAGCGAGCGUGGCGGAGCGGAUUGUAAUGACGUGGGUAGCUCCAGUGUCUACGUGCCAUCCGCACUGCUACUGGUGCCGCCUCCGCCGUUGGUGGCCCUCCCUGCACACUGGUGCUCCUUUUCGAUAGCCUCUCCCCGCGGCGGCGACUUGACGACACCAACGGUGGCCAUCCGCACUGCUGACACCACAGCGACAACCUCUGCCUUUUACACCUCGUCGCCACGGCGGCCCUCGCCGGUGCCGUCCAUCCCUGAGCAGACUGCCCUCCUGGCAGCGUCCAUGGCCAUGAACGAGUCUCUGGUCGAAGGCGGAGGAGUGGCUGCAGCACUGACAAAGGGUGAUUAUGAGGCUGAUAUGUUCGCGACGCUCGACGCACCAACUGACGUCACCGUCGUUUCUGCCGAAGGCGUGUCCUCACUGUUGCCCACGUCGUCGUCUGCCGUGUCUCCUGCUACGCAGUUCCAGUGCGCCUUCAGCUCGCUGCGUGGCUGUCGAAACAGACAAGAGGAUAGCGUCAUGCUGGUAGCCAACCUACCGGUGCGCAUGCGUAGUAGCGCCAUCGCAGUGCCGAGCACUGAGGCUGCGCAUACGGCACCUGCGUCAGCUCGAGAGGGCAGCGGAGCGAGUGCCCGAAGUCCACCCGGGGCAGUGGGUGAACACACGCAGUGGGCCGAGGAAGACUCGAUCGCCGCAACAGCGGUGACGCAGCACAUCUCCAGUGAGCAAGAUGAGGUCGUCUUUGCUUGUUUUGGCGUCUUUGACGGUCACUGCGGCGACGCUGUUGCGUCGCUGGCCUCGCAGUUCUUUCCGGAACACUUCGAGCACGCCGUGAAGACUUAUCAGAGGCAGUGGGAGCAGGACCAGCGAGAUAGCAGAGGUGCGUCUCGUGGUGCAGGCAGCUUCGCGCAGCUGGGGAAGGAAGUCCUCGGGAGCUGCGACUGCCGCCCAGAAGGGCCCGUAGCGGAGGAGCUGCGUGGCCAUCGCGAGGCAGCGCCGAUGGAGGCAGUGAAGUUUCAGCGAAUCGUGAGCGCUGCCCUUGUGCAGGCACUGGUGCACCUUGACCUGACGUUGUACAACGUCCUGCAUCGCGAUGCACACGGCCCCUCCGUCCAGCGUCGCGAUGCAGGGUCAACGGCAAGCGUGGCAGUGUUUUUCAAGCUUCCGACUGCAGCUGCGUCGUGCCAUAGCGACGCGAGAGAGGUGGCGGGCAGCUGGGCGAAUGGCACAUCGCUGUUGCCCACGGGCAAUGGUGAUGCGCCGUCAGACAGCGGUGGCUCUGCCGCCACUCGCCCACCUGGAAGGCAGGAAGAACCAUGGAAGCAAGGGGAACAUUGCGAGGCACCCACAUCACCGAUGCCGGCUGCACAGGCAGGGGACACGUAUCGACUCUGCAUCGCAAAUUUGGGCGAUAGCCGUGCCAUUAUCGGCAAUCUGCAGACAGGCGAAGUUCUGCUCCGAACCACUGACCACCGCAUCUCCACCUACCCAUCCGAGGCAGCCCGAAUCCGGGCUGCCGGCGGCGUAGUGGAGCUUGACCGCAUAGACGGCAGCCUCGACGUCACGCGAGGGCUCGGGGACUACCGAUACAAGGUUGAGCCGGGGCAGUGGUGGGACUCCACUGCUGCAACAGCCGAAUCCUCCGCGACGGGUAUGCCUGCCAGUGCGUCAUCGGCGUUGCUCGCGGUCUCUGCUGCAGCCGCUGCCGUCACGUCGUUGUCAUCCCACGCUGAGGUCGUCGCGGGGUCGUUGCCAACUGCGAAUACGCCACGGCGCAGCGAUGCCUCCGAGGACGCCCUCGUGAUGAGGGAACUGCGCUGGCCGUCAAGCUCGAGUACAACGCUUCGGAGUUUGAUGAGCGACGACGUCGAUGGUGGCGGAGCUACGCUGGGGGACUCGCAGCGUGCGAGCAAUGUGGGAUGCACUGAUGGCGAGGCGCAGUCGGUGUCUGCGCCCCUAUCACAGGAAUUGCCUCCAUCCGACUCUGCGGAAAGGAUGGGGGAUGCUCAUACGAUACAAGAAGAGGGUUCGCAGCAGAGACUGGCUUCUAGCUCUCUGCCGCCCCUCUCGCCAUCCUCGCCGCUCUCCUCGCGGCCUACGUAUGCGUCGGCAUCGGCUGUCGCACUGACCAGCAACGCCGUAAGCAACAUCGCCGACGUGUACGAGUGGGAAGUCCACCGCGGCGAGGUGUUGAUCAUCGGCUCCGACGGCGUCUGGGACCGCAUGACACCCGAGGACGUGCUUUCCUUUGUGCGACGUGAGCUGCUUACAGCAGAGCAGCAGCCCAAAGCGGCUGCGGGAAAUUUGAUUCACCGUAACGACACGCCAGUGGAAGCGUCCAAUGGCGUGAGGCUGAGGGCAUGGAAAUCGCCAGGGCUUGAUAGGGCGGGUCCAGAGGUAUCGGGUGCAACCGGGGCACCGCUGGUAUUUUUCAGCGAGACGCUCGAGGGCACACCGCCGCGGCAACAGUCGCCGUGCCACCAGCAAAGGCGUACGAGUGCCUGCUGUUACCCUGCUGGGCUGCUCUGCACCCCAGAUGGCAGCGGUGCGGCCUCGUACGACCAAGACGACGCCGCGAAUUUGCUGGAGAGUACGACCGGCAGCGCGCCAUGUUUGUUUGCUGUGCAGGCGGCGGCGCGGCGGUUAACGGAGCAUGUCGUUAACAACCUCUUCGGCAGCGACAACACCUCCGUCGUGGUGGUGGCAUUUGACUGA
This is a messenger RNA of Leishmania braziliensis MHOM/BR/75/M2904, 6345 nucleotides long. RefSeq lists its product as hypothetical. The record is from RefSeq and is a predicted model, not a curated record. The coding region runs from base 1 to 6345 and encodes 2114 amino acids. The transcript has a single exon. NCBI's taxonomy places the organism in Eukaryota, Euglenozoa, Kinetoplastea, Trypanosomatida, Trypanosomatidae. Gene Ontology annotation, biological process: protein dephosphorylation. Gene Ontology annotation, molecular function: protein serine/threonine phosphatase activity.